GGGGCAGCUGCCCCUGACGAGAGCCGCGGCGCUCGUGACAGGCGGACGAGGAGCAGACGGCUUCACUCGACACCACCACCACGACUCAGCAUCAGCAGCCAUUCACCAUCCCCAUCAUGUCAGCUCCCCAGCGCUACGAUGUGGUCGUGGUCGGAGCUGGGAUCUCUGGGCUGUACGCUGCGCGCCACCUCGCACACCACGGAGUCAACGUCCUGGUGCUGGAGGCGCGCGACCGCGUCGGGGGUCGAACCUUCACCAUCCAGGGCCCCGAGUUCGGCUACGUGGACGUGGGGGGCGCCUACGUGGGGCCCACCCAGGACCGAAUCCUGGGCCUGGCGCGCGAUCUGGGCGUGCAGACCUACCGCGUGAACGAGCGGGAGCGCCUCCUGUACUACAAGCACGGCCGUGCUUCCCCUUUCCGGGGGGCCUUCCCCACGCUCUGGAACCCUUUGGCCAUCCUCGACCUCAACAACCUCCUGCGCACGCUGGACCACAUGGGGGAGGAGAUCCCGGCUGAUGCCCCCUGGGAUGCCCCGCACGCCCUUGAGUGGGAUCAGAUGAGCAUGAAGCAGCUGCUGGACAAACUGUGCUGGACCAAGGUGACGCGGGACUUUGGCACGCUGUUUAACAUCUUUGAUGCUGCCCGGUAG
Molecule: messenger RNA, 650 nt
Organism: Lethenteron reissneri (Far Eastern brook lamprey)
Lineage: Eukaryota; Metazoa; Chordata; Hyperoartia; Petromyzontiformes; Petromyzontidae
Product: amine oxidase [flavin-containing] A-like
Cellular component (GO): mitochondrion
Molecular function (GO): flavin adenine dinucleotide binding; primary methylamine oxidase activity
Source: RefSeq, a predicted model, not a curated record